Sclerotinia sclerotiorum 1980 UF-70 is the source of this 156-nucleotide messenger RNA. RefSeq lists its product with no specific name. Gene Ontology annotation, molecular function: DNA binding. The transcript has a single exon. NCBI's taxonomy places the organism in Eukaryota, Fungi, Ascomycota, Leotiomycetes, Helotiales, Sclerotiniaceae. Bases 1 to 156 code for a protein of 51 amino acids. The record is from RefSeq and is a predicted model, not a curated record.
AUGGAAUCGAAUAAUCAAGAAGGUCGAAUACUUUUAGCUAUCGAAGCUAUCAAUAAAGACCAAAAAUUAAGCAUUCGGAAGGCUGCUAAGCUAUAUAAUAUCCCGCGUACAAAGAUUCAGCGCAGAAUGGACGGUACUACCUGUUACGCCGGGUAA